GCUGGCAAGGGAGCAGCGGACCAGAGAGGGAACCGCCCCAGUCCACCCGAGGAUUCCGGUGCCUCCUCCCGCCAGUCCUGCAGAAAUCUACUGGCCAUGGCAGAGCCCCCGAUAGAAGACGAAGGUGAGGAAGCAGCUCAAGGCCAAGCCAAGCAGGAGUCCUCUCACCAAGCCAACGUGGCCGCCAAGAAUCUAGCCAUUUUGAAGGCUCGCUCCUUCGACGUCACCUUCGAGGUGGGGGACGAAUAUGAAGUCAUUGAGACGAUCGGUACUGGAGCUUAUGGGGUGGUGAGCUCAGCGCUCCGCAAGGACACAGGCCAGCAGGUGGCGAUCAAGAAAAUCCCGAAUGCCUUUGACGUGGUGAUGAACGCCAAGCGCACGCUGCGCGAGCUGAAGAUCCUGAAACAUUUCAAGCAUGACAACAUCAUUGCCAUCAAGGACAUCUUGAAGCCCUCUGUGCCUUAUGCCGAGUUCAAAUCUGUGUACGUCGUGUUGGACCUGAUGGAGAGUGACCUGCACCAGAUCAUCCACUCCUCCCAGCCCCUCACCUUGGAGCACGUCCGCUACUUCCUCUACCAGCUCCUCCGGGGCCUGAAGUACAUCCACUCGGCCAACGUCAUCCACCGGGACCUCAAGCCCAGCAACCUGCUGAUCAACGAGAACUGCGAGCUGAAGAUCGGCGACUUCGGCAUGGCCCGGGGCCUCUGCACCAAGCCCGACGAGUACAAGUACUUCAUGACGGAGUACGUGGCCACCCGCUGGUACCGGGCCCCGGAGCUGAUGCUCUCCCUGCACGAGUACACCCAGGCCAUCGACAUGUGGUCGGUGGGGUGCAUCUUUGCCGAGAUGCUGGGCCGCAAGCAGCUCUUCCCGGGGAAGAACUACAUCCACCAGCUGCAGCUCAUCAUCACCGUCCUGGGCACUCCUCCGGCCAAAGUGGUCCACUCCAUUGGGGCCGACCGGGUGCGGGCCUACGUCCAGAGCCUGCCCUCGCGCCAGCCGGUGCCCUGGGAGAGCCUCUACCAGGACGCCGACCGGAAAGCCUUGGCGCUGCUCUCCAAGAUGCUGCGCUUCGACCCCCGUGAGCGCAUCUCGGUGGGGGAGGCCUUGAACUACCCUUUCCUGGCCAAGUACCAUGACCCCGACGACGAGCCUGACUGCGUCCCGGCUUUCGAUUUCGACUUCGACAAGCAGGUGCUGACGAAGGAGCAGAUCAAGGAGGCCAUCGUGGCCGAGAUCAACGAUUUCCACGAGCGCCGGGAAGGCAUCCGGCGGCAGAUCAGCUUCAAGCCGGCUCUGAGGCGGGCUGUGAUCGGGGGCUGCGGGGAUGACGCCUCCGGACGGGCGCUGCUGCACUACUGCUACGAUGUUGACAUGCCCAGCGCUGGGUCGCCUCGGGCCGCCGACGGUGAUUACGCCAUGGCGUCUCCCGCGCCCUACCCGCUGAUGGAGACCAUCGACCUCACCUCUCCUCUCCUGGUUGCUGCGGCUGUCGUGCAGCCUGAGGUGAAGGCGGAGGUGGAGGCUCCGGCCGCCCCGCCCAAGCGGGAGGGGGCCAUCUCGGAUGACACCAAGGCCGCCCUCUUAAAAUCUCUCCGGAAUAAGAACAAAGAUCCCCCUUCGUCCAUCCCGGAGACGCUCGAGACAGCGUCGCGGAGACCGGUGACAGCGAAAGAACGCCAGCGGGAACGGGAGGAGAAGCGCAAACGCCGGCAGGAGCGGGCCAAGGAGCGCGAGAAGCAGAAGAAGGAGAAAGAGAGGGAGCGUAAGGAUAUGCUGACAGAGAACGACCGGAACCUUCUGGAAAGGUGGGCCAAGAUGGUCGACCGGACCCAGAACAAGCCAACCCAGAAUGGAACGCCGGGCCCGCCACAGGUGACCGCUGCCAGCCACAUCUUGCCUCAGGCCCCGUCCGCUAACCAUUUGCCACCUCAGGCGCCCCCUGCCGGCCACGUCCCGCCCGCCCCGCCCGCCCCUUCCGGCAACCGGCCCGCGCCUGCCGACUUCCUCGCCUUCUCAGACAAGCGGGGGCCUGGCAUUGGACCCAAGCUCACUUUGGUUCCGGUGGGUGCGGAGCUAGGCCCGGUCCAGGGCACCAGUGCCAACGUGGUUCAUUUCUUCCCGGCGCAGACCGCUCCAUUCCUGGUUGCUGCCACUGCCCCCCCACCCCCAGCGUGCCCCAAAGCCGCCCCCUCCAAACCGGAGUGCCUCCUGAGUGUCAAGUUUGCCCCGGGCCAGAUCUUCCAAGCUCCGUACAGCGUGACGGCCCUGAACGCCUGGGGUGGCGUCCCCCAGGCGGAGAGCUGGGCCGUGGCAGGGCAGCUGCCGGUGACUCAGCCGGAGAUGGUGCCCCCUAGAGGCCCACUGCCGGAACAAGCUGUGGAUUUCGGGGGCCGUGCAGGGGUGGAGCAGCCCCUCUUCUUGGCUGAGAUGGGCAAAUCUGAGCCCCCACCACAGGGUUUGGUUGGAGAGGAUGCCAGGGCCCCUGUGCCGCACCAGAUGGCCUCGGGGCUGCCUUUGGAGCCUCCGGAUAUCAACGUGGUGACGCAGCAGCUGUCUAAAUCUCAGGUGGAAGACCUCCUGCCCCCUGUCUUCUCUGGCACCCCGAAAGGCAGCGGCGCCGGCUAUGGGGUUGGGUUUGACCUGGAAGAAUUUCUGAAUCAGUCUUUCGACAUGGUGGGGGAGAACAGAGAAAGCCAAGGGGACUCUGCUCCGCUCUCGGCCUCCCUUCUCGCUGACUGGCUGGAAGUCCACCGCAUGAACCCAGCCGACAUGGAGUCUCUCCAGCAAGAACUGCAGCUGGGCUCUCCCAUGAUCCUCUCUGACAUUCCGGACCUGCAGGACGCAUGAACAGCUGGGAUACCAUCCGCCAUCUCCGUCUUCCUCCUUUUUAAAUUUUUCUUUUUGGGGUUGCCUACAAAAACAAACAAACGUGAACACCCCAGAGGCUGAGCCCACUUGUGGUGGUAAUGACAGGUUUAUUUGCCUUUCCGGACUACUAUGGCUGGGAACCUCACCACAGUGCCUGUUUUCUUUUAAGCAAAAGUUGGAUUGGCCUGGUGUUUGGGCCUGAGGCCUUUCUCAGAAAGCUCUGAGGUGGCGCUGGUGCACUCCUGUCUUCCCAUGUGGGUGCAUUGUGGGAACUGAGAAUGAAAGCUCUUCCAAGUCGAGGCCUUGGUAACGACACUAAGAAGGGUGUGUUUGUGUGCUACCACGGCUGUCGCCUUGGAAACCGGCGUCACACAAACUCCUUCCUGACCCCUCACUGUUUUUCCUUUACCUCACGGCCUGAAAUACGGAUACCGCUUCCACGCUUGGAAUACUGAAAGCUGUUAGAGGGUGGGGUGGGGUGAGCGGUGGUACAAACAUGUCCUCCGGGUCUACUGAUAAACAGUAGAAACACCGAGAAACAGAAAAGUACCACAUGCAGCCCCCUGCUAUAGCAAUCUUUGCUGUUAAAGCAUGACCCUCAGGAAAGAACUGGAUUGUGUGAAAGGGUCGCCCUGUGAGGGAUAGAAGCCUUGUAUUGAAUUAGACCAUUGGUCCAUCUAGACCAGGAAUGCUUAUAUCCUGACCAACUGCAGCUCCCACGUUCUCAGGUAGCGGCUUUUCCUGAGCUCCUUUAACUCAAGGGUGCAAAAACCUCAGGCCCGUGUGUCAAAUUUGUCCUUCCCGCGAUCCCAGUCCAGCCCUUUACGGGCGCCCAAAUAGCCAUGCCCCUCUUUCCCCAACCCCCAAUCGGGCGUAACAUCCGAGUAGCUGUUAGCGUGGCUGAAAAUGUAAGGUUAUAGGGGCACCCCAAACGUCCGGGAGUGCCUUUGCAAGACCUCGCCUGCAGCUGCCCCUGAGGCCUUGUUUACAUCUCUUGAGAUUCAGGGGAUGUUACCCUCUUUUUUCUUUUUUUUACACCCCUGUCUAGAGAGAGAAGAGAAUUCUAUAGUCUUGGGUUUUUCUUUUGGGGGGAGCGGGCAGGGGAGGGCAAGCAUCUCUGUGGAACUGUGAAUUUUGCAUAGCAGAGGUAACCUCCGCUCCCCGCUCAUAAUGAAACUGUUCAGGCCCCAGAGAUGUAGAGGGACAGAACUGGCACCUGUUGACCUGAAUUAACUCUUAAAAUUUCUUGGGGGGUGCGUGUUGGCUAUUCCUGUUGCAUCAAGAGUAAGAACAACAAAAGUCCUUAUUAAAACGAACAAGCUUUGGGCUCUAGUUGUCAAGUGUUUCUUCCCAGUUUCAUUCCUUUAUGGGGGAGUGGGGAGGGGGUUGAACCUUGUACAGAUCUGGAGGCUUCUGGUGCUAAGGGAGCGAAGUGGAAAUAUGAAACCCACCUCUGAAGGUCCAGAGGUCAGAUUUAAAAUGGAUUCUUGGAUGUGUUUUUGAUUUCGUACGCCACAGCCUAUUUGAAGCUCUGAAUGCUGCUGUCUGUACGUGUUGGGAGUACGUGGUGUGUAUUUUCUCCCAAAGUGGUGGUGACGUCUUAGGAUGAUUUGAGCAUUAAACUUUCUAUUAAAAUGUUGCUUUAUAUAUUUAA
This is a messenger RNA of Elgaria multicarinata webbii, 4525 nucleotides long. It is a transcript of the gene MAPK7, whose product is annotated as mitogen-activated protein kinase 7. Gene Ontology annotation, cellular component: nucleus; cytoplasm. Gene Ontology annotation, biological process: intracellular signal transduction; protein phosphorylation. The transcript has 7 exons. Lineage: Eukaryota; Metazoa; Chordata; Lepidosauria; Squamata; Anguidae. Gene Ontology annotation, molecular function: MAP kinase activity; ATP binding. Bases 97 to 2850 code for a protein of 917 amino acids. The record is from RefSeq and is a predicted model, not a curated record.